UGCGAUCGUCGUGUUCUACGCUUGCACAUUGCUGCACAUCUGAGCAUUUUUGCGAACUCCCUUUUGUUGGUUGAGUUCUCUUAUUUUAGAUUUGACUGGUAGCUAACUAAUGGCUAGUGCCCAUCCGCAUCCGGUUGUACCUGUUGCUGACCUUGACUGUUCGACGUCAUCAAAAUAUAGCGAAGCCGAAAUAGUUGUCAGAAACAAGCUUGCGUCUUUGUAUCGCUUGAUUGAUUUGAACGGGUGGUCUGAUGGAAUAUAUGGACACACCAGUGCACGUGUUCCAUCCACAGACAAUGAGUUUGUAAUUAACCCGUUUGGCUUCUUGCCUCAUGAAAUAACUGCUUCGAGUCUUGUAAAAGUAGACAUUGAUGGAGAAAUCAUCGACAAUGGUUUGACACGUCUCGGCAUCAACAAGGCAGGCUACACCCUUCACUCAGCUAUUUAUAGCAGCAGACACGAUAUCCACUGUAUCAUACACGUUCAUACAAGAGCCGGUGCUGCCGUUAGUUGUAUGAAGUGUGGGCUUUUGCCAAUAACACAAGAUGCUCUUUUGUUGGGUGAAAUAGCCUAUCACAAAUACGGGGGCAUUGUAGUUGCACAGAAUGAAAAGGAAGAGUUGGCUCAAGAUUUAGGAGAGCAAAGCAAAAUCCUGAUGCUUCAGAAUCAUGGAUUGGUUGCUCUUGGCAGUACUAUUGACGAAGCCUUUAGCCGGUUGCGAUUGUUGGUGAAUGCAUGUGAAUUCCAGGUGGAUGCUUUGGCUGCAGGCUUGGAGAACAUAGUUAUGCCUGGUGUGGAUAGCGAAACUACUGUUGCUGCUGCUAAAGUGGGUAGCAAUGACUUUAACUGGGGACGUGGUGAACUUGAGUGGGAGGCUGAAAUGAGAAAACUUGAUUUGCAGGGAUACAAAACGGGGCAAAUUUACAAAACAGCGUCAUUUAUCAGUACGCCGUCAGCUGUAGCAGAAUCGAGAAAAGUAUAGUUGUCGUUGGACAUCGAUAAUACGCUGCCAACUAGACGGUAUGGUAUACGGGACUUGCGAUACUGAUUACGGGACUUCGUCACAUACGGGACUUGGAUCGAUAAAACCUUAGUCUUUUGAAACCACUGAAAGUAGGUAAGCUGUGUAGUGUACUGACAAAACGUCAACGACAGUGUUUGUACAAAGCGUUUGUUUCAAACUUUGUGUAUGAGUCUAGGGAGUUGUUGCUAGAAGUGUAUGCGUAGCGUAUCAGUACACGUUAUUACGGAAAACGGUGAAAACUGGUCAUCUACUAAGCUACUGCUAUAGUACAUUUCUAUUUCUACUGAAAAAUAAUUCACUAGCGCGCGUUACUGCUAGCAAGUUGGCAGCGAGGCUUGAAGCAGACUUGUUUGUUUUACUAUGAUAUUUACUAGUGUACGUUUGAAUAUAACUGGGAUAUAUUACGUUUAGGAAUAUUUUUGUCUGCAGAGAGAUUUUAUGAAUUGCAUUAUUUGUAUAUUGAUAUGAGCAUCUGGUAUUUGUCAUACAACACAACAGGAAGGGACUCAUAAUAUGAUACAGUAUUAUGCUAGUUAUUGUUAAUCUCACUAAAGAACAAAUUCAAACGUACGACUAUAUCAAACAACACCGAAUGUACUGAAACUUGGUUUAUGUGUACUUGAGGUAGUUAUUUAAUUAAUAUUAAUUGAUUCUUAAAACAAACUUAAGAAAAACUGAUUGUCUAAUCACGACUUUUGCAGACAUUCCAAUUUACAACAUUGUUUCAGUAUGGUUCAAGCACAUUAUAGAAUUCUAAAUUAUUGAUUCACGGCUGCAUGCACUACGAACAGCUCAACAACUACAGAUAGUCUAGUGAGUUUACAACUGUAUUCAUCAUAUUAGAUGAACUGAUGGAGCUUGUGGCUAUGCUUAUCAAGGUUGAUUGUUGAAACUCUUAGCUAUACAUUCGCAACAAAGACUAUUAAUAGAUUAAUAAUAAUUGAUACUAAUAAUAGUUAAUGGGCAAUCAGACUGUUGUGUAGACUGUAGGUAGCUGUGAUGACAAAAACUGAUAGGAGGCACUAAUUUGUUAAUUAAAGAACGCUAUACAAUUUACAUGUUUACAAAUGAAAUUGAUGAGCUUUCUCAUACUGUGGCAGCAAUAUAGGUCAGAAGUAUUUGUAGUCAUUAUUAAUUAUUGCUUCUGUGGUACAAAUGGAUGUGGACAUGUGAAAACUUGAUGGUAAGGUUGAGUCUCACAACAGGUUGUGUCAAUAUUGCUAUUGUAUUGACAAGCUACUUACACACAGUCAGUUGAGUAACAUAUUUAUCAAAUGUUCAAUCUCCAAUUUGUCUCAAUCGCUAAAAACAAACUUUCUAACUUGUUGUCAAUCUAUAAAGAGUCUGCGACUAGAAGCAGGUGAUGCACUCACAUGAUAGCGGUUCCUGCACGUGAAGAAUAAAUGUGUCGUUGGGACAGUGGAUGUACUUCCUCACAGAUACUGUGUGAUGUUUUGGAGCUUUUGUCUUGCUGUGGCAUUGACCUGAGCAUUCACUUAGAGGCACUUGAACUGAACAGUUACCAUGGCGAAACAUCUGGAAUUUAGAUGAAAGAUUGCAUGGUGUUCUUGUGGAAGACUUCUGAUGUCGAGUAGGAGCAUUUGGUGAAUCAGUAGAAGCUGGACAUGGAUUGGCCAUGAUUCCCACACAGAGAACUGAGACUAGAACAGCCAAAAUCAUUCUUGCCUUCAUCUGCUGUAUACUCUUUGAGAGUGAUUGUGUGCUGGUGGAUUCGAUGAACACUGGCAGCGGUCAGAGAAACUUGAGCUUAUGAGUAUUGUCCAGGGAAUGUAUGAUUCCACUGUAGUUAUACCAGGAACUGAUAAAAAAAGCCAAGAUAACCUAUACAUAAGCCAAGAUUACAGAUUGAAUAUCACACCAUACGUUUAACGCCAGAAAUAGGUGUGCAAAUGGGAUCAACUGGGAGUAGUUCAAUAACAGGAGCAGUAUACACAAGAUCCAUAUGUGUACCAUAUUGGUGUACAUAUCCGCCAGAAUAGAUGGCAAUGACGUUUGAAGAUAUUGUCAACCACAGGUUCUGUUGUCCAUUUGAUAAGCAGGAUGGUCUUUGCUUAUCUGCCGUUU
Messenger RNA from Corticium candelabrum, 3109 nucleotides. Its product is annotated as alpha-adducin-like. Gene Ontology annotation, cellular component: postsynaptic density; plasma membrane; cytoskeleton. The transcript is spliced from 7 exons. Bases 110 to 982 code for a protein of 290 amino acids. Gene Ontology annotation, molecular function: actin filament binding. The record is from RefSeq and is a predicted model, not a curated record. NCBI's taxonomy places the organism in Eukaryota, Metazoa, Porifera, Homoscleromorpha, Homosclerophorida, Plakinidae.